AUGGACACCUCUGUCCAGUUCGCCAAACGGGCGGACGAGCUGAACAUUGACAAUGCCUCCAAUUCGGCGUCAGGUCUCGUCUCGACCUUGUUGCCCACGCUCGUCAUCUCCGGCGCAAUGGUCUUGGUCUUCAUGGUCCUGCGCCUCAGUCAGCGCAGGCAGUAUAUUCCCAGGACAUACAUCGGCUCUUUGCGCGAAGACGAGCGCACUCCUGCUCCUGCCCCUGGCCUUUUUGGCUGGAUUGGUUCCAUGAUGAAACUACCGGAUACCUACGUGCUUCGCCACCACUCGAUGGAUGCCUAUCUUCUUCUGCGCUAUCUCAAAAUCUCUUCGGCUAUCUGCUUUGUUGGCUGUCUGAUUAGCUGGCCCAUCCUGUUUCCAGUCAAUGCGACGGGUGGCGGCGGAAAAAAGCAGCUGGAUAUGCUGACGUUUGGUAAUGUCGCCGGAAAUCUGAAUAGAUACUAUGCCCAUGCAUUCGUUGCUUGGAUUUUCAUCGCUUUUGUUUUCUUCAUGGUCACUCGCGAAAGCAUCUACUUCAUCAAUUUGCGCCAAGCCUACUUUUUCUCGCCUCUCUAUGCUAAUCGCAUUUCUUCGAAAACCGUACUUUUUACCUCCGUGCCUGAUGAAUAUCUUGACGAGGCUCGCAUCCGAAAGAUGUAUGGUGAUGACAAGGUUAAAAACGUCUGGCUUGUGCCUGACGUUGAUGCACUCAAGGAAAAGGUUGAGGACCGCGACAAGGCUGCCUUCAAACUUGAAGAUGCUGAGACAAAGCUGAUCAAACUCGCAACCACCGCUCGCGUCAAGGCCACGAAAGGUAAAACGACCGACGAGGAAAAUCUCCAAGCUACCGCCAUGGAGCCUGUUGAAGGCGAGUCCGGCUCUGCUGCAGCGAAAUGGAUCAAGCCUUCGAGCCGACCAACACACAGACUUAAAAUGAUCAUUGGCAAAAAGGUGGAUACUAUCAACUGGGCCCGUGGGGAAAUUCAGCGCCUCAACCCCGAAAUUGAAGAACUACAGGCAAAACUUCGCGCCGGUGAUGCUAAGCUCCUGUCUUCUGUUUUUGUUGAAUUCUACACGCAAAAUGAUGCACAGGCCGCAUAUCAAAUGUUGGCUCAUAAUCAACCCUUGCACAUGGCCCCUCGCUACAUUGGCUUGAACCCUGCGGAUAUUAUUUGGUCGAAUCUGCGUAUCAAAUGGUGGGAGCUAAUCAUGCGCAAUGCUGCCACCAUCGCCGUGGUCAUUGUCAUGGUUAUCUUCUGGGCAAUCCCUGUCGCCUUCGUUGGUUCUAUCUCCCAAAUCAACUACCUAACCGACAAAGUCCCUUUCCUUCGGUUUAUCUUGAAAUGCCCACCUGUCAUUCUUGGUCUCAUCACGUCUCUUCUUCCGGUUAUCCUCCUCUCGGUGCUUAUGGCCCUGCUACCCAUCGUGCUUCGACUUUUGGCCAAACUUGGGGGUGUCCCAACUACCGCUGCUGUGGAACUGAGGACACAAAACUUCUUCUUUGCAUUCCAGGUCGUUCAGGUCUUCUUGGUGACCACCCUCUCUUCUGCUGCUACAAGCGUUGUCACCUCAAUUAUCCAAAAUCCACAGAGUGCAGCUUCCCUCCUCGCACAAAAUAUCCCCAAGGCUUCCAAUUUCUACAUCGCAUAUUUCAUUUUGCAGGGCUUGACUUUCAGUUCUGGUGCUUUGCUGCAAAUCGUCGGCCUUAUCAUCUCCAAGAUUUUGGGUAAGCUUUUUGAUAAUACGCCCCGAAAGAUGUAUACUCGUUGGUCUACCUUGGCUGGAAUGGGCUGGGGAACGAUUCUCCCUGUGGUAACCAAUCUUUGCGUUAUUGCCAUCACUUAUGCUGCUAUUGCUCCCCUUGUUCUCGGCUUCGCGACCAUUGGACUAUAUCUCUUCUACGUUGCAUACAGAUAUAACAUGCUCUAUGUGAACAACACAGAUAUUGAUACGAAAGGCAUGAUUUACCCUCGAGCCUUGCAGCAGACAACUGUCGGCUGUUAUCUUUUGAUUGUUUGCCUCAUUGGUUUAUUCGCUAUUGGAGCCGCCUCUGAUCGACACGCCCUGGGCCCUCUGAUUUUGAUGAUCAUUUGCGGUGUUUUCACUGUUCUCUAUCACUUCGCGCUGAGCCAGGCCCUUUACCCCUUGCUCAACUACCUCCCGAAAAAUCUGGAAGUGGACGAAACUUCUGUGCCACAACACGCACCCCACAAUGGUGCAUCCGGAGAAAUGCUCACAGACGCUGAGAAAGGGCUAUCUAACGGCGCUGCCUCUGAACCACCAAUGCCAAAAGCCAACCCGCUUGUCAAAUUUUUCCAGCCCUAUAAGUACGCUAACUACGCCACCCUGCGACAAUUGGUGCCCCACGAUUCGGCCAUCGUCUCUUACCCACCUGAAGUGGAGCAACACGCAUACUUCCACCCAUCAAUUGGGUCUACGCCACCACUACUGUGGAUUCCACGGGAUGCCGGUGGCAUCAGUAAGCAAGAAGUUGCACACACUUCAAAGGUUAUUCCCAUCACUGAUGAAGAUGCAUUCAUUGAUGACAAUGGGAAGAUUACAUGGAACGAGGAGAGUGGCGUUCCACCCAUCUACCAAGAAAAAAUCUAUUACUAA
Molecule: messenger RNA, 2616 nt
Organism: Ophidiomyces ophidiicola
Lineage: Eukaryota; Fungi; Ascomycota; Eurotiomycetes; Onygenales; Onygenaceae
Gene: PHM7
Product: phosphate metabolism protein 7
Exons: 6
Coding region: 1-2616 (871 amino acids)
Cellular component (GO): plasma membrane
Molecular function (GO): calcium-activated cation channel activity
Source: RefSeq, a predicted model, not a curated record